Molecule: messenger RNA, 1125 nt
Organism: Acanthosepion pharaonis
Lineage: Eukaryota; Metazoa; Mollusca; Cephalopoda; Sepiida; Sepiidae
Source: the annotation of a GenBank genome assembly
AUGGAUAAGGUGCUUCUUAAGUACACAGAAUACAAUGAGCCUCAUGAGAGUAGGACUAACAAGGAUAUCAUUGAGGCAUUAAACAAGAAAGAGCACAAGGGUUGUGAAAGCCCUGAACCAGAGCAUGAGCAGUACAUGCUGGGUCCCCGCUGUGAUGACAAAUAUGGAAGAAUCAAUGAGGAAUAUGCCAGAGUCAUGCAGCAGAACUCUAUACGGCCGGGCAUGCAGCAAUAUCCGACCGUUUCCAUGCCAGUCAGUGUCCCAAUUCACAACCCUGGCUAUAUGGUCCAAUCCCCCAUUUCAUCCCUGGCUCAAAAUGCCUCCAUCAGUAGUACUACAGGCCUGCUUCAGCCCCAUGCAGUCGGCACCAAUGUCAGUCCAAGACCAAAUUCCACAGGAGGAAUGGUUGAUCUCAGUACUUCAGCUGCCAACAACUACCAGCAGAGAUCUUCUCCAAGCACAUCUCCUGGAAUAAUGUCAAACAAGGCAAUGGCCAAACAGUCUCCUAAUUCUCAGCAGAGACAACACAACCUGAGGGUCAUGAUACCUAAUUGUCGAGGUGACAUGAAUUCAGAGUCCCAGCCGAGGAAUUCCAAUGCUCUGGCAACCCCGAUUGUAUCAAUGGCUACUCCGGGGAUGUCGAGCUCUAGUUAUCCGUCCGCUCUUCCAAGUUCUUUCCCACCAAAUAACCACAGCCAGAUGUAUGUCGAUCGACCUCAAGGAUCUCCUGAAUAUGACUUUGCUUUAAAUACUGCUGACCUCAGUAGUAUUACCAACUACAACCAUUGGGGAAGCCAAGGUGCACAAGCACCCCCAGGUUCCUUACAGAGUAACAUGCAGAUGUCUUCUGGUUCAGGAGGUAUGCCAAACUCCAACUCCGCCUUGGCACUUAACAUUCUAAAUCCUGGUUUAACUAUGAAUAUCAAGAGUGAACCAAUCUCUCCACCUCGAGAGACGAACACCCCCUCAAGUCAGCAGCUGCGACCCCCAUCUGUUGGCAACCAGAGCCACUUGUCCCCCGGCCACAUAUCACAUAGCAACAGUUCAUCGCCCAGCAGCACCAAUGACUAUGAACAGGGCCCAACUGGCUCAAAAAGAUCUCGAAUAGAGGGCUGGGCUACAUAG